Papaver somniferum (opium poppy) is the source of this 1458-nucleotide messenger RNA. Its product is annotated as ankyrin repeat-containing protein At5g02620-like. The coding region runs from base 1 to 1419 and encodes 472 amino acids. The record is from RefSeq and is a predicted model, not a curated record. Gene Ontology annotation, cellular component: plasma membrane. NCBI's taxonomy places the organism in Eukaryota, Viridiplantae, Streptophyta, Magnoliopsida, Ranunculales, Papaveraceae. The transcript is spliced from 4 exons. Gene Ontology annotation, molecular function: protein phosphatase regulator activity; protein phosphatase 1 binding.
AUGUUAAUGCAACAAAACAUGAACGGAGAUACUCCUUUACAUGUAGCAGCAAGGUCAAAAUCAACGCUAAUAGUUUCACUGUUCAUUGAUCACGCUUGCCGAUAUUCUCAAGCCAUCGGAAAUCAAAGGAAUGAUGAAGACCAUGACAUUAAUGUCGAAGAAGGGAUAUCCAAAGAUUUGCAACUUGUGAGAAUUGCAAAUAAAAAGAAAAAUACAGCUCUUCACGAGGCGCUGCGACAUCAACCCAACUCAGGGAUACCGCAGUUGUCAAGAAGUGCAGACCGAGGUUUUGAAUAUUUUUCCAACGAUUCAGGUGAGUCCCCACUUUACUUGGCUGUCGAGACUGGAACUCCUGAUCUUGUGGAGCAUAUGCUCAAGAUUUGUCCAUCUCAAAGUUAUGGUGCCCCGGGUGGACGAACGGCUUUACAUGCAUUAGCUCUUCAAGAUGGUUCCAACUUUCAAGGGGCUCAUUUAAAAUUAGUCAAUCUAUUGAGACAUAUAGUGAAAGAAGUCGAUAAAAAUGGGCGUACUGCACUUCAUUAUGCAGUCCAUUGCAGAAACAGUGAGUUCGUUGAUGCUGUAAUGGAAGUCGAUCCAUCUGUUUGUUAUAUGUCUGAUAAAGAUGGCAUGACAGCUCUCCAUCACGCUGCAGCAAAAGAAGUUUUUGGAUCUUGGAGUUCAAAAGAAGUAAUCAAAAUAAUGAAACUAAUGCUUGGACAUUGCACGGAUUGCUGGGAAGUGCUAGACAACCAGGGAAGAAAUUUUCUUCAUCUUGCAGCUCAAAAUAAUAAUUCUCAUGUACUCAAAUACGUUCUAAACGAGAUUAGCUCAGAUUUGAUUCUGGAAACGAUUAUAGGAAUGAAAGAUCAAAACGGAAAAACACCUUGUCUAACAGGCGAGGAGUUCUAUCCAAUUAUCGUAUCUAACCCCAGGCUGGAAGCGAGAGACUGGUUCGGGGUCAGCUUUAACUUGUGGGAGAUUGAUCUUAACAAACAGUUUCUUGCUUUAGUUUUAUUACCUGGAGGUUACAACAGCGACGGACCACACAAAGGCAUGGCUGUAUUAGCUAAUAAGCCGCCUUUCAUCGUGUUUCUAGUUUCUAACACUUCAGCCAUGGUUCUCUCUGCUGUGGCUAUUAUAAUCCAAUUUGUGGGCAAGAUAGUGUCAAUUGCGCUAGAAGACCCUGAAGAGAGGAAAGAAAUCCUUCUUCAAAUGGCAAUUUUCUGCAAUCUGCUUGCUAUCCUAGCAAUGAUGGUGGCAUUUGUGACAGGAAUCUAUACAGUUUUAAGCCACUUGCCUGAACUUGCAAUCUCUGUUUGUACUCUUGGUAGCAUCUUCUUUGUUUUAGCUUUCUUUCUAAUCUUCAAGAUUAUGAAGUGGGUGAGAGAAGAUGAACUUCGGGAUAGCUUUAAAGAUUAAUAAUGAAUUUGAAGCUUAGCAGGAAAAGGGAUAACUUGG